AUGGUUCACAUUCCAGAUGCAAAUGCUCAGCCGCCCGAGUAUCACAAUGUGCUCAUCAUCGGAGCUGGUGUGACCGGCUUGGCGAUGGGCGCGCAGCUCAGAAUGAUGCUGGGCGAGACGGACGUCAGGAUCAUUGAGAGGUCCAAAGGCAUCGGAGGCACUUGGGUAAGUGGCAUUGUCUGCCUCGGUGCGAGCGUCGAUGGCUGGCUAGGUCCCCGCACCUCGGCCAAUCGUAGUUGGGCCGAGAAGAGCGACGAGUGACUGACUGACUCGAUCCUCUGACUGUUGCCUGAUCACCGCAGGAACAAAACACCUAUCCAGGUGCAGGAUGCGACAUUCCCAUCGUGCUGUACAGCUUCAGCUUUGCUCAAAAGAAGGACUGGCCCGAGUUUUGGCCACCUCAACACGUCAUCAGAGAUUACCUGGAAAAGGUCUCGGAUCGAUUUGAUCUCACGAGAAGGACGGUGGUGAACACUGAGGUAUCCAGCGCUCAUUGGGACGACGAGCUGGGCAUGUGGCACGUGUACACCAGACCUGCUAAAGGCCAAGACACGCAAGGAGGAGAGGACAAGCACUGGAUCUGCAGAGUUUUGAUCUCGGGCGUCGGAGGUCUCUCUCAGCGUGAGUAGUGUUGAGUGCCGGUGGCGCAGUAGUUGCUCAGACGCUUGGUGCUGAUCUCCCGACAUUGCAACGUUAGCCAACCCUUGCAACAUUCCCGGCCAUGAAAAGUUCCAGGGCCCGCUCUUCCACAGCGCGCGAUGGGAUCACAGCGUGCAAACCAAGGACAAGCACGUCGUCGUCGUCGGCAAUGGCUGCAGCGCCACGCAAUUCAUUCCCAUGUUGGCGAACGACGGCGCCAAGAGCAUCACGCAAGCUGUUCGAUCCAAGCAUUGGUACGCUAAGCGACCAAAUGACCCCACAGACUCGGCCGUGAUGAAGUGGCUCCUGCGAAAUGUGCCUGGUUUCUACCUGCUGGUCCGAGCAAUCGUGCACAUCGUGCUCGAAUUGUCCAGUGUGAGUAAGCGCUUACCAGGCUGGGUCCGGCAUUGAACCUCUCCUCACCUGGUCCUCUAUCUCGCGAUCACACCCUCUAGAUCAUGAUGUAUCGCCACUGGGCUGGCACUCAAGCCCGCGAGCGUUUUGCUCGCAACUGCAUCAGCUACAUCAAACAGGCCGCUCCAACCAAGGUGAGCAGCAUGGCCUGCUGCCAUUUUAUGUGUAAAGGUUGCUAGCAUGUUAACCAAGACUUGUCUCUUUCAGUACCACGACAUCCUUGUGCCUCAACCGGAGAAAGACGGGUUGCACCCAGGCUGCAAGCGUAGAGUGUUCGACACUGAUUACCUUCCAACACUCCAUCGGGACAAUGUCGAGCUGGAGAGCUCUCCUUUGGUGGAGAUCAAGGAAAACAGCGUGCUCACAAAGGACGGUCGUGAGCUGCCGGCUGACGUGAUUGUGCUCGCGAACGGCUUUGCGGUGAGUGGUGCUGAUCGAAGUGCGGUCCCACACGUCCAGUCGACUGACUUGACAGUCUUUCUCGCUGCUGUUCAGGUCACCAACAUGGGGUUCCCCAUGAAGAUCUAUGGCAAGACCGGCAAGACUGUUCAAGACUAUUGGGCCGAGGCAGGCGGUCCAGGUUGCUAUAGAGGAUCGAUGAUGUCCGAAUUCCCCAAUUUUGCGCUGGCCAUGGGUCCCAACACAGGCACUGGUCACUUUAGCUACAUCUUCACGUCUGAAUGCUCCACGCGCUUUGCUAUCGAAAUCUUCAAGCCGAUUAUUCAAGCGCCGAGGCCUACCGUCUUCAACGCCAAGGCGCCAGGUGCAAAGAAGCAGCCUUCCGUUUGCGUUCGACCCGAGAAGGAGGAGCAAGAGCAGUGCUGGAUUCAAAAGCAAUCGAGGAGCAUGGUGUACACCUUUGACUGCGGCAGCUGGUACGUCGACAAGGAGUCUGGACGCGUAGCGGCGGUGUACCCGCAGACCCAGACGCAAUUCUGGAUCAGAGCUUCCAACCCGAUCUAUAGCGACUUUGAUUACAAGGGCGUCAAGGCGCCCAGGACUUGGUUCACAGGCAUCCGAGAGACGAUUGGCUGGGGAGGUAUUCCCAAGCAGACGCCAGAAGAUCUCAAAAAGUUCAGAAGCGGCGAGUGGGCGGUAGGCAAGCCCAAGGGCAAGGAGAUCUAG
Messenger RNA from Ceraceosorus bombacis, 2178 nucleotides. Lineage: Eukaryota; Fungi; Basidiomycota; Exobasidiomycetes; Ceraceosorales; Ceraceosoraceae. The record is from the annotation of a GenBank genome assembly.